Crotalus tigris (Tiger rattlesnake) is the source of this 9525-nucleotide messenger RNA. Its product is annotated as reticulocyte binding protein 2 homolog b-like. Gene Ontology annotation, molecular function: calcium ion binding. The transcript has 67 exons. The coding region runs from base 624 to 8831 and encodes 2735 amino acids. The record is from RefSeq and is a predicted model, not a curated record. NCBI's taxonomy places the organism in Eukaryota, Metazoa, Chordata, Lepidosauria, Squamata, Viperidae.
UUCACAGUUUGGGACCUUUAAUGUUGAUGAAUGAUUAAGAGACUUUUUUUCUUCUCUACCAACUGGAGAAGUAUUUAUACCACAAAGGUCAUGCCCUAUUCUAUGACAUCAUUAGAUUGGAACUUCUCCGUGCAGCUACUGAAGUCAAGGCAGAGGGGGAGAAUCUAGUGUUGUAGAGGGCUGCAUAUCCAUCUCCAGAGAGCCAGUUCCAUCAAACUCUCUUGGACCCUCCUAUUAACAUUUGGCACAAAACAUAAGACCUCUUUUAUGUUGCCAGGGGAAGAUCAGAAAUCUUAAAAAUUUCUAAACUCUAGUUGAUUGUCCUGGCUGUUCGACACUGUCAUAUUUCAAUUUCUGACCUUUUGGAUAUUGUCAGCAAACUUGUUAAUCCCAGAAACUUUUUGGCAAGACAGCUGUGGCAACUAUUACAGCAUUUUGUUGUAAGUAUUUCAGUUUGCACUUGCCAUUUCUGGCUGAAAGUUUGCUGUCAGAAAUGGAUAGUAGUUUCUGUUACACUCCAGCUAAGAUGUAGCAUUCUUCAUGUUUUCAUUGAGACUUUGUUUUUGAAGAAUUUAUUGGACAUCACUACUGAUGAGGAAGUAACAAAACUGUGUUUCAGAAGAAUGGACACCCCACUCAAGAAAAAUGGAAGCAAAUCUCAAGAUCUAACUGAGAACACCAAAAUGGAUGGUCAUCCUCAGGACUCAAAUACAGAAGCUGAGGAGAACAAAUCCAAUCACCCAAAUGAGGAGGGUAAAGAUGACAACAAAUCUCCCAAUACAGAGGUUGAAGAGAACAAAGCUCAAGACCUGGAGAAACGGAAUGAGGAUGACACCAAGCCAUCCUUAAAAACAUCUGAACUGCAGGAAGAUAAAGAUCCCUCAACGUUACAUUCCUCUAGUUCAUGGGGAAAAGAGACAUCAGAUUGGAAGGAUGUUCUAUCUAGCUUUCUUACUCCUGAACAAAGCACAACUAAUUUUUCCUCCCUCACUUCAGAGCAAACUGAUACUGACGAUCUAACGACGGCAACUUGGGUGGAAUCCCAGUUGGUGAAUCCAGAGUUGCAGUCUGAGGUUGAGACUGUUGUUCCUGUAUGCUUGUGGAAGAAGCCUACAGAAUGGAAGGAAGAAGAACUCAGAUUUUCUGUUCCAGCACACAAGCCUUCCUUUCAUAACCGCUGUGGCUGCAGUAAAACUGAACGAUUGAUCAAGCACAGCCCAUUGCAUCUUCCCAAAGCACCACUUCACAAAAGCAUUAUUUGGAGACGUCAAAGACCACUAUUCAGAGGACGUGAGAUCUGCUCUCCAGAGAAGGUGCUGAAACAAAAAAUUUUCAAGGAUGUAAAAAGGAAGAAAGACCACCGGGCAUUUACCAAAGCUCAAAUGCUUAGGAUACUCUCCUCCAAAGGAAGCAACAGGCAAAGUAAGGCUAUGUACAAUCUCUACACAACAUUCUGUGAUGAGGGAGAGCACUUUGACCCAUGUCUUCUUCAUGGAGCAAAAGGACUCUCCAGGACUUGCACCAUUUUUAGUGCCAUCAGAAGGGGAAGAAUUCACAUCAACUAUCUCCUCCUUACCUUACACACGUUGGGGAUCCUUCUGACCAAAGCUCAGAUGUUUCAGAUUCUCCAGUUUAUCCCUGUUGAUGCACAUGGCAAUCUGGAUUUUUACGACUUUUUGGAUGUUGCACGUGACACCUUACUCUACAUUGAUCUUGAGGCUUUUGAGAAUGUUCAGUGGGUUUUCCGAUCCAUUAAAAGAGAUAUGAUAGCCAUUGAAGAACUGGAGCCAAUUUUAGCAUGCUUGGGGGUCAGCCUCAGUCCCCUAAUUAUACAGCAGACACUAGAACGCACUACAAUUACCAAGGAUGGGAAAUUGAACAUCUCAGAAUUUCUGUCAGCUGUGAGAGGAUUAUUAAAUCAUCAUAUGCAUGAGUAUGGUAUUUUGGAGACAGGAUCUUGUCAAGACUUUACUACUAUAGAUGAUUGUGAAGUUGAAUGGAAAAGAAACAUUUUGCUUGAUAAAGGGAUUCCACUUGGUUAUGCUCACUUGAUUGGAUUAUAUGAACCAGAUGAAGAGAUCACUGUUGACAGCCUAGAGAAGAAAGCAAAUAAAUCUCAGAAACCUGUAGGGCUAAAAAAAACCAACAAAGCAACACCUGCAGUUUUGGAUGAAAAGGACAAAAAAGACCAAAGCUCAGAAUGGCCAAAGAUUAGAUCAAAAUAUGGCUACACAAGUCAGGACACACUGUUUCCAUUAAGUUCCACUCUCCCACUUAGAGAAAGUAAAAUGAUUGCCCCACAGUCAAAGUCAAGAGGGCCAUCGAAAAAGCCCCCAGAACUACCUGAUCUUUCUUUAGUUCCUCAUGCAAACCUUAGCAGUGACAUCAUGAAGCAGAAAAAGAAGAAGAAAAAGAAGCUUUUAUUCCAAGAUGACCUCUCAGCUAGGCCUAAUCUUAAUGAAGACAACCAGGAAACUGAUGCUAAGAAAGCUGAAAGUGAAGAUACAGAAUAUUCAGAAGAUCUACCAUUUCAGGAAGCCUUACAGAAUGUCUUUGAUGUCAUCCAAAUGCUUGCGGAAGAUAACAUCAAAAGUCAUGAUCUGUGCUCCACCCUGAACAAACUGGGAAUCAGCACGAGUGACACAGAAUUCCAGGAAAGGCUACAGAAUGCAGAUGUGGCAAAAGACGGGAGAGUCAAUUUCAACAGCUUCAUAUCUAUAAUGGAGAAAAUGCAUUUCUUGAAUGAAUUUGCAAUUUUGAAACACACCAUACGAGCCAUUGACAAGAUCGAAGAAGGCAAGAUGUUUCUGCAUGAUCUUCCUUCCUUUAUUAGAAAUAUGGGUAUCCAGCUACAUGAAAAUGCAUUAGAAGAAGCCCUAAAACAGGUUGCUAUUGAUGGUAAUGGAAAGAUAAUUGUGAAAGACUUCAUUGAAAUUCUUACCCACACUCCCCAAUUUAAAGAACUGUCAGUGCUGAAAGAUACCAUUCAGGCAGUCAACAAUGUUAAAGAGAACAAAGUUUCUUUGAAGGACCUCAAAACCACCCUCCAGAAGAUGGGCAUUCAUUUAUACCCACAGGAGUACGAGGAUCUAAUUCAGAUUAUUCCAGCUGAUAGAGAAGGAAAAAUUGAUAUUGGGCAAGUCACAGAGAAGAUUUUCAAACUACAACGCUUUUCAGAAAUUGAAGUUCUGAACUAUACCAUCAAAAUUAUUAACCAGUUCAAGGAAACACAGUUGAAUGUUUCUGAAGUGGAGAACUCCUUCAAUAAUAUUGGAAUUCAUUUAACCGAGUCAGAAUUAAUGCACGCCACUGAGACCUUGUCAGAUUCUGCUGAUGAAACCGUGGAUGUCAAAGAACUGAUAUCAGCUAUGAAGGAAACUAGACGGUUAAAAAAUUAUACUGCUGUGCUUGACUGCAUCCUAGCUCUCAAGUUGAUUAAGGAAUACCAAGCAGUACGACUAAACCUUGAAACAGGAACCUUCAGAACUGUAGACCUGCCCAUGGCUAACCAGGUGAUUGGCCAAGCACUAAGGUCAGCAAACAUUACAGAAGCUGGACAGGCAAAAUUCAAUAACUUCUUGAGGAUAUUGACAAAGAAUCAGCAACUUAAAACUUCUGCAGCCUUGGGAGAUGGUUUUGAAAUUCUGGCCAAAAUGAAAAAUGGAAGAAUUGAAUUCACAGAGUUGCAGAUGCUUAUGCAGAGCUUCAAUAUCAACUUGCCAACAGAGGAGAUGUCAGAAGCACUGGCCUUUUGCAAUGUUGAUGAUAACAAUACAUUAAAUCUAAAAGAUUUCAUCAGAAAUGUGAUCUAUACUGAUACUUUUGUUAUCAACCCAGAACUGCAACUCAUCUGCUUGGCCCUGAGCAAAUUCAAAGAUGAUCACUUUGAUCUCCAGACUCUUCAAUCCAGCCUGGACACUAUGGAACUUUUCAAGGCCAGUGAACUACUGAAAGAAGUGAUGAAUGUAGCCAAAGUUGACAGUAAUGGUAAGGUUAAUUUAGAGGAAUUCAUAAGGGUUUUAACUGUAAUGCCAGAGAUCCCAGAAGUGCUGAUGGAUACUCUUGAUGCAAUGCAUAAUAUCAUAGACCAGGAGGUUAAUGUCAAUGACCUGACAAAAACCUUGACUAUCAUGGGUAUCAGCUUGACACCGGAUGAAAUGCAAUCACUAUGCAACUCAGUAACAGUCACUGAAGAUGGGACAGUACAUUUUAAUGAUAUUGUGAAAGAAAUAAUCAGUACAGAGUCCUUUGAAGAAUUUCAUGCUUUACAGAAUACUUUCAGUAUUAUCCUCAAGAUUGUAAAAGAGGACAUUAAAAAGGAAGAGUUGCUGGAUGCCCUAGAAAACUUAGGCAGCCACCUGACACCUGAUGAUCUGCAAGAAAUUCUGGCAUUUGCUUCCAUUGAUGAAUCAGGGAAAGUUCAUGGGACUGAAUUCCUCAAGAUUUUGUCCAGCAUUUCUGAUUUCAAAGCAUUGCAGAAUGCCACAAAGGUUAUUGAAAACCUCAAAGAAGAGAAGAUGACUACCAAACAGUUGGAGGAUACUCUAGAGAAUAUGGGUGUUGACUUACCUAGUUCAACAUUCAAUCAGAUAAUUCAAACUAUCAAAACUGAUGAAAAUGAUGAAAUAGAUUUCAAAGAGUUUUUGCUAGCACUGGGUGAAACUAAAGAUUUCACUGAAAUAGAAGCUUUACAGCAUGUAAUUACCAUUGUUGAUAAAAUGCAUGGUGACCAACUACAUACAAAUGAACUGCAGGACACUAUAGAUAAGUUGGGUCUUCAUUUGACAGAGGAAAAAAUCCAAGAAAUUUUGCAGGAUAUUGAUGUGGAUGCUGAUGGGACUGUAAAUCUAAAAGACUUUCUGAUGACUCUUCCUAAGAUGCAGUACUUCAGGGACUCUUUAGAAUUUCACUCUGCUGUUAUGGCCUUCAGCAAGAUAAAGGAUGGGACUGUUGAUCCUGGAGAACUGGAUUCCAUUUUAGACUUUCUGAGAAUUAAGCUGGAUGCCAUAGAGUUCCAAGAUGCAUUAAAGGGUACUUCCAUACCUGGAACUGGAAAGUUCAGUUUCAAGGACUUCUUGGUCAAUGUGACAACAAAUGAACGUUUUUCUGAAAACUCACUUCAUGGCAUCUAUACCAUUCUCUCCAGAAUGGAUAGAGAUAAAGUUGAGAUUUCUCAGAUGAAAGAUGUGCUAGCUGCUAUUGGCAUCACCUUAACCAAGGAGCAAAUGAUGGAGGCAUUGAAGAACAUGACAGUAGAUAGUGAUGGGAUGGUGAAUUUGAAAGAAUUUAUGAAGAUGUUAUCUCUCACACAGCAAUAUUCUUCAGCUGUAGACAUGGAAAAAGCAGUGAAAACACUGAAGAGCAUCAAACAAGAUAAAAUAGAAUGUGAAGACUUGGAUUCCAUCAUGCAUGCUCUGGGCCUUCAGCUAUCUCAAGAUGAAAUCCAGAAAGCACUGAAAUAUGUUACCACAAACGCUGAUGGGACACUGAGUAUGAAAGAUUUUAUGUUUGCAUUGACCAAUAAUCGAAGAUUUUCUGAAGCUGACAGAAAUAGAGUCCCUGUUAAAAACCUGAAUUCCAUUUUGGAAAACAUGGGGAUUAAUUUAACAGAGAAGGAAAUGAAGAAAGCCCUUGAGCAAGUUACAGUUGAUGAUGGAAUGGUAAACCUGAAUGAAUUCACAAGGAAUCUUAGAGUUUUGCAGGAGUUACCUCAACCAAAUGGUGACACAAAGGAAAAAGUUGCUGUGGAAGAUGUAAAUUCUCUUUUGUCCAACAUGGAGAUCCACUUAACCAAAGAGCAGCUCCAAGAAGCUUUGAAGAAUGUGACUGUGGAUGAAAAUGAAAAGGUGAAGAUGAAUGAGCUGAUUGAAAGUGUGACUAAAACCCAGGGACAAUCCCAAGCAGACAUGGAUCAGAUCCAUGUCAGUAACCUGGAUACUGUCCUAACCAACAUGGGCAUUUACCUAACAGAUAAUGAAAUCAAGGAAGGUCUGAAUUCUGCAGCUCCAGAUGAAGAUGGAAACGUUAACCUAAAUGACUUCAUGGAAGGGGUGAAGAAUAUGAAGCUCAUAUUAAGUGCAGGAGGGCAAGCGAUUAAAACUGAUGAAUUGAGUUCCAGCCUGACAAGAAUGGGCCUCAAUAUAACAGAAGAAGAAACUCAAGAAGCUCUGAAGCCCAUUAUUCUUGAUGAUAAUGACGAAGUGGAUAUGAAGAAUGUAUUGCAAAACAUUAUGCUCAUGCAACGGCCUUUUAAGCUGGAAAGAGACAGGAUUGAUAUUCAAGAUUUGAACAGGAUUCUGAUCUCUGCAGGCAUUCAACUCACAGAAGCAGAAUUCCAGGAAGCAUUGGCAACUACCCCAAUCGAUAUUGAAGGGAAAGUAAACUUAGGAGAAUUUAUGAAGUCGGUGAGGGCAGUCCAGCCAUAUCCUCAGCCUGAAGAAACAAUUACUUUUCUGGAAGAGAAAGUUGCUGCUCAGGAAGAGGAAGAGGAGAUUUCUGUUGAAGAAGAGACAGCUGCUGCUGCUCAGGAAGAGGAAGAGGAGAUUUCUAUUAAAGAAGAGACAGCUGCUGCUGCUCAGGAAGAGGAGAUUCCUAUUAAAGAAGAGAGAGUUGCUGCUGCUGCUCAGGAAGAGGAAGAGAAGAUUCCUAUUAAAGAAGAGAAAGCUGCUGCUGCUCAGGAAGAAGAAGAGAAGAUUCCUAUUAAAGAAGAGAAAGCUGCUGCUGCUCAGGAAGAGGAAGAGGAGAUUCCUAUUAAAGAAGAGACAGCUGCUGCUGCUGCUCAGGAAGAAGAAGAGAAGAUUCCUAUUAAAGAAGAGAAAGCUGCUGCUGCUCAGGAAGAGGAAGGUAAAGAGAAACAGAAAACUGCUGCCAAGGAAGAAAAGGUUGCCGUUGAAGAGUUGGGUUCCAUUUUGGCCGAUAAGGGUAUUUCCCUGAGUGACAAAGAGCUGGAAGAGGCCUUGAUAAAGGCAAAAGUAAAUGUUGAUGGGACAGUGGACCUCUGUAACUUUUUCAAGGCAGUUCAUGAGAUUCAAGGGUCACCUCCAGAUGCCAAAAAGAAUGAAGAAAAUAAAGUUGAUAUUAACAACUUGGAUGAAGUCUUGGAAGAAAUGGGAAUAUGUUUAACCAACAGACAACUAUAUGAGGCAUUUAAAUACAUUUCAAUAGAUGAUGAUGGGAUGGUGGACAAGGAAGCAUUUAUGAGAAGUGUAAAUGCCAUUUUGACGAACCAGCAUAAAGACAAAAGAGUAGAUGUCAAUACAUUGGACUCCAUCCUAGCCAAUAUGGGCCUUUAUCUAACAGACCAGGAAAUUAAGGAGGCUCUAAAAAGGACAACCUUUAACAAGGAUAUGACUAUGAAUUUGAAGGACUUCAUGUGGGCAGUUGAUGACCUCCUCAGUAGUCAAGAAGAACUAGAGGAUGUUGACAGCUUGGAUGAUAUCUCGGAAGAUACAGAAUUCUUCCUAACCCCGGAAGAAGAGCAGGAGGAUGGAACUGCGUAUUUAACAGAUUUUACAAAGAUCUGCGGUGACAGUUGCACCUUCUGUAACAUUGAAGGAACAUAUCCACAUAAAAUGCCAGAUGCAAAGAUGUUCAGGUUGCCUAGAAUGGUGGAGAAGUCACUCCUCCAAACACCAAACAGAGUUUUCCCUUCUGUGACUUUCAAUGAGGAGGCCAAAUCUAAAGCAGUAAAGAACCUGAGCAAACCACAGCUAGAAGCCUUCCGUACAGCUUAUGAUACAUUUAGAAAGGACCUUGAUGGCAUAAUUGAUCUGGCAGCCCUAGAGAACACAGCCCAUAGUUUAGGAAUCAACUUAACAGAGGAGGAAGUUCUUGACGAACUGAUAUAUGCUGACAUGGAUGGAGAUGGAAAAGUAAAUUUUACAGAUUUCCUUAACAUCAUCACGGAUACCAGGCGAUUCAUCCAGGCUGUAGCUCCUAAGAAAGAUGACACAGAGACUGUUGAUGCCCGUGGAAUCUUGUUCUUUGAGCUCUUGUCAAAGCUGGUGGAAACAUCUAAACUGCCAAGGCAUAGUACUACGGCUAUUGUCAGCUAUUAUCGCCAAAAGUUCCUAGACUGUACAGGCAAGAAAGCUUGGCAGCCUGAUAGCAGGUCAGCCAAACAGGAUCAACACCAUUCUGAUAAAGAAAGGUUGUCCAAAAGCCAGUCUUCCCCUAUAACUGCCUUUGCUGGUGCUGCCCGCAUCUGCAUCAUGAACGAAAAGGAACUGGAAUCAUAUGUGGCAAAUCUCCAAGCAAAGGUUAAUCCUUCAGAGAGUCCCUAUAAUCAAGUGCCUAUCUUUCCCUUGAUCCCUAAUCGGGAUGUCUUGGUGAAAGGGAAGCCCAAAAAGGACGUCCAGAAGCUAGACAUGCAAAGGAAGAUAGAACCCGUCUCCUCUUUUGAAGACCGUUUCCUCCAUAAAAAGAGGUGGAUAAAGCAAAUACCAAAACCUGCCAAAGCUUCCAAACCAUCCCUCUCUCUCUCUCCAGAGCUAAGUCAGAAGCGUUUGACUAUGGACGACGUGAGAGAUAUCCGACAAGAGGUCAAGAAAGUGACAGGCUCCUAUCGGAAAACUAUGGCUCUUCGUGAACGCAACAAAGUUCUGAAGCUGUGGAAGAGACUACGUGGUGGAGAGAUUGGGCUGGAGACAGACAACCCCAGCUUCUACCAGAUCUUCUCUACAUACACCUGGUCAUGGAAUGUCUUGCAAGAGCUGGUGUCACCCCGAGAACUUCGGGAAUAUGAUAAACUUUGCCAACGUGUUGUCCAGCCAGCCACUCCUGUAGAUAAACUGAUCAGUACUAGUGGAAAAUCAAAAAGAAGUCAGAAGUAACACCAGAUGUUGCAACCAGUGCUCCUCCUUUUAUGUGAAUGCAUUCCCUCAAUCAGUCUCAGGCUGGUAUGCAGGUCACACUUUCUAUGAGACAUAGUGCAAGGUUUCAACUUUGUGCCCUGGCUAAUACAGUGAAAAAUUAAGCUUGAAGAGGCAAACCAUCUCUCUUGUCAUCUUUCUAUUCCCAUUAUUACUGAAUGCCACUAACAGGCACAAGGAAAGUAAAACAGGUGAAAAGUAUUCAAUCUUGAAAAUCAAGAAAGAUUUGGGAUAGCACCCAAGUCUUUAUCAACCACAUUUAAGGACAUUCUAUUCUCCUGACAAUCUUUUUCUCUUCUUUCUUUUCCCAGCCUUAACAGUUAACUUAAAGCAACUCUUAAUAACCAUCUUUCUCUAGGAAUGAGCCAACAAUGUAUUUAUAUUUUGUUCAAGGGAGUGCAUAAAUGAGAAGAGGCGUUGUCUUACCUGAACGCCUUUUCUCAGCACGGAGAUGGAGAAUCCACCAAUGGGUUUAGACUGUGUUCCUGCCCAAUCAGAUCAAGUCAGCCAAAGUUGCCACGCUUCUCCUGGGCUAGAAGAUCCCAGUCUUGAUGAAGGUGAAGCCAUGACUGACAGCAAGAUGUGUUGGCUCAUAAAUGUAAAACUAGACCUAAUAACCUGCUAGGUGGGAGUGGAUUCUCCAUCUCUGUGCUGA